Molecule: messenger RNA, 1799 nt
Organism: Gopherus flavomarginatus (Mexican gopher tortoise)
Lineage: Eukaryota; Metazoa; Chordata; Testudines; Testudinidae
Exons: 2
Coding region: 89-580 (163 amino acids)
Source: RefSeq, a predicted model, not a curated record
CCAGCAUGAAUCAUACGGGAGGUACUGGAUCUGAUCGCUAUGUGGGGAGAGGAUUCCACGCUAGCAGAACUAUGUUUCAAAAGACGAAAUGCCAAAACAUUUGAAAAAAAUCUCCAAGGGCAUGAUGGAGAGAGGCCACAAUAGGGACUCACUACAGUGCCGCGUGAAAGUUAAGGAGCUCAGACAAGCCUACCAGAAAACCAAAGAAACAAAUGGAAGGGCCGGGUCAGAGCCACAAACAUGCUGCUUCUACACUGAGCUGCAUGCAAUUCUAGAGGAGGCCACCACCACUACCCCACCUCUGACCGUGGAUUCCAAGGAGGGAGUAGUCUCAGCCAUGCCUGAGGAUUCUGUGGACAGGGAAGAUGAGGAGAAGGAGGAUGAGGACAAGCUUGCAGAGAGCACGCAGCACUCCGUUCUCCCCAACAGUCAGGAUCUUUUUCUCAGCCUGAAUGAAGUACCCUCCCAACCCUUCCAAGGCAAUAUCCCAGAUCAUGAAGCCAUGGAAGGGACCUCUGCUGCAAAUUUUUCAAGCCUCCCUCCUCCGUCCCGAUGGCUAUCUCAGAUAAGGCAGCGAUAAAACCAGACGCAAGACUAAAUGUUCUCUGAAAUCAUGGAAUCCACCCGCAAUGAAAGUGCUCAUCUGAAUGAGUGAAAGGACAUGGUAUCAGUACAGGAAAGAUGCCAGUGAACAUGAGGACAGGAGGGACCAACGUGAGGACAUGAGGGACCAACGUGAGGAGAGGAGAGAUGCUCAAGAUGAGAGGUGACAACAGGAAGAUCAGAGGAGGCAGGAUGCAAUGCCUGGGGCUUCUGCGUGAGAAAACGGACAUGGCCUGGUGUCUGGUGGAGCUUCAGGAACAGCACCAGGAUCACAGAGUGCCGCUGCAGCCCCUCUAUAACUGCCUCCCUCCCAAGUUCCAAGGCCACCUCACCCAGACGUGUAAGAAUGCGGUGGGGGAGGCUCUGUGCACCCUCCCACUCCACACCAGUGCACAGCCUAAGCAAAAGGCUGUCAUUAUUUUGAACUUUUUUAGUAGCCUUUUCCUUCCCUCCUAUCCUCCUCCUAAACCCCACCCGGGCUAACUUGUCAGUUCUCUCCCUCUUUUUAUAAUCAAUUAAUAAAGAAUACAUGAUUUUUAAAUGAUAGUGACUUUAUUUCCUUUGAAAGCAAGCUAUGAUCAAAGGGGGAGGGUGGGUUGCUUACAGAGAAUGAUUCAAUCAAGAGGGCAGGUUUUCAUCAAGGAGAAACAAACAGAACUUUCACACUGUAGCCUGGCCAGUCAUGAAACUGGUUUUCAAAACUUCUCUGAUGCACAGCGCUUCCUAGUGUGUUCUUCUAAUCGCCCUGGUGUCUGGCUGCGCAUAAUCAGUGGCCAGGCGAUUUGCCUCAACCUCCCACCCAGCCAUAACGGUCUCUCCCUUACUGUCACAGAGACUGUGGAGCACACAGCAAGCAGCAAUAACAAUGGGAAUAUUGGUUUGGCUGAGGUCUGAGCAAGUCAGUAACGUGCGCCAGCGACCCUUUAAAUGUCCAAAUGCACAUUCUACCACCAUUCUGCACUUGCUCAGCCUGUAGUUGAACAGCUCCUGACUAUUGUCCAGGCUGCCUGUGUAUGGCUUCAUGAGCCAUAGCAUUAAGGGCUAGGCUGAGUCCCCAAGGAUAACUAUAGGCAUUUGAACAUCCCCAACGGUUAUUUUCUUGUCUGGGAAGUAAAUCCCUUGCUGCAGCUGUUUAAACAGAUUAGUGUUCCUGAAGACGCGAGCCUCAUGAAUCCUUCCUGGCCAUCCCACGUUAA